This is a messenger RNA of Tarenaya hassleriana, 971 nucleotides long. Its product is annotated as chlorophyll a-b binding protein 7, chloroplastic. The transcript is spliced from 5 exons. Gene Ontology annotation, biological process: response to light stimulus; photosynthesis, light harvesting in photosystem I. Lineage: Eukaryota; Viridiplantae; Streptophyta; Magnoliopsida; Brassicales; Cleomaceae. The record is from RefSeq and is a predicted model, not a curated record. Gene Ontology annotation, cellular component: membrane. Bases 57 to 866 code for a protein of 269 amino acids.
UCUUCAUUUUUUUUUUGUGGCCGGAGAAAUUAAAAAAAAAAAAAAAGAGUCAAACAAUGGCUUCCCUCUGUGCUUCUUCCGCCAUUACCGCCGUCUCUUCUCCAAGUUCGCAGAAGAGUGGAUCCAUCGUGGGAACAACGAGAGCCGGUUUCUUGGGAGGGAAGAAACUGAGAGUGAAGAAGAACGCAGCAGCUGAGGUGGCGGCGGGUCGGUCCGCGACGGUUGCAGCCGCGGUGGACCCAGACAGACCCCUCUGGUUCCCCGGCAGCACCCCUCCCCCUUGGCUCGACGGCAGCCUCCCCGGCGACUUCGGAUUCGAUCCCCUCGGCCUCGGAUCCGACCCGGAGAGCCUAAGAUGGAACCAGCAAGCGGAGCUGGUCCACUGCCGGUGGGCGAUGCUAGGAGCCGCCGGAAUAUUCAUACCGGAGUUCCUAACCAAGAUCGGGAUCUUGAACACUCCGUCAUGGUACACCGCCGGAGAGCAAGAGUACUUCACGGACACGACCACGCUCUUCAUCGUCGAGCUCAUCUUCAUCGGAUGGGCGGAAGGACGUAGAUGGGCAGACAUCAUCAAACCCGGCUGCGUCAACACCGACCCGAUUUUCCCUAACAACAAGCUGACUGGUACGGACGUCGGGUACCCGGGCGGGCUAUGGUUCGACCCCUUGGGUUGGGGGUCGGGUGACCCGGCCAAGAUCAAGGAACUUCGGACCAAAGAGAUCAAGAACGGGAGGUUGGCUAUGUUGGCCGUGAUGGGGGCGUGGUUCCAACACAUCUACACGGGAACUGGCCCGAUCGAUAACCUCUUUGCCCACCUCGCCGACCCGGGCCACGCCACCAUUUUCUCGGCUUUCACACCCAAGUGAGAGACGACAAGAAAGGGUCUGCGUAGAAUUGUUGUUUGUUGAUGCCAUGUUGUACAAAUACGGUUAUUAUUAUUGGAUUUCAAUAUAUUAUAUGGUCGAAUGCAA